AUGUCUUGGUCCCGUUUAAUCAGAUUCGAGGACGAAGAUGGCAAAAUCUGCUUCGGAGAGCCUGAUAUCCAGACAAGUGAAGAGUUAUCCGCACCGGAGGACGGUCUUCUAUACGCCUACGAACUCUCCGGUUCUUCUCCGUUCGAUCUCUCGCCCGAAAGGGGAGCGCGCAAGAAAGUCAAAUCGCUCCACGGAAUCCUCAAACCAAGCGAUGUACCAAUCAUCAAAUGCGUCGGCCUCAAUUACAUGAAACACAUUAAGGAAGGCGGGCGGAAUCCACCACCUUACCCUUCGAUCUUCAUCAAACCAUCUGCCUGCGUGGCCAGUUACAACGAAGAUAUUCCCAUCCCGAAACUAGCUCAGGACGAUCAGUGUGACUACGAGGGCGAACUAUCCAUUGUCAUUGGCAAAACAGGAAAGAACAUCUCCAAGGAAGACGCACUCGACUACAUUGCGGGAUAUGUCUCUUCGAACGACGUUUCGGCAAGAAAAUGGCAGCGGGAUCCUGCAUUUGCCGGCGGUGUUCCUCAGUGGUGCUUUAGCAAGGGCUUUGACAAGUAUGCGCCUCUGGGGCCAAUGCUUGUAUCACCAAAGGUUGUUGGUGCAGCGGACGACCUGGAUUUGCAGACGUUUGUGAACGGCGAAAUAAGGCAAUCGUCCAACACCAGCGAUCUGCUUUUUGGCGUUCGAGAGAUCAUCAGCUUUGUUAGUCAGGGAACGACGUUGGAGAAAGGCACAGUCAUUAUGACUGGUACGCCGGCUGGAGUGGCUAUGGGGAUGAAGCCGGAGCCGAAGUAUCUGAAAGAUGGGGACGUUGUGGUGGUCAAGAUCGAGCACCUCGGGAGCACGUGGAACCGCAUGACUUUCGAAAAGUAG
Messenger RNA from Coniosporium apollinis CBS 100218, 876 nucleotides. Its product is annotated as 5-carboxymethyl-2-hydroxymuconate isomerase. The record is from RefSeq and is a predicted model, not a curated record. Lineage: Eukaryota; Fungi; Ascomycota; Dothideomycetes. Gene Ontology annotation, molecular function: catalytic activity. The transcript is spliced from 2 exons. Bases 1 to 876 code for a protein of 291 amino acids.